Ictalurus furcatus (blue catfish) is the source of this 2356-nucleotide messenger RNA. RefSeq names its product zinc finger protein 420-like. The coding region runs from base 413 to 1759 and encodes 448 amino acids. The transcript has 5 exons. Gene Ontology annotation, molecular function: RNA polymerase II transcription regulatory region sequence-specific DNA binding; DNA-binding transcription factor activity, RNA polymerase II-specific. Gene Ontology annotation, biological process: regulation of transcription by RNA polymerase II. The record is from RefSeq and is a predicted model, not a curated record. Lineage: Eukaryota; Metazoa; Chordata; Actinopteri; Siluriformes; Ictaluridae. Gene Ontology annotation, cellular component: nucleus.
UUAAUCGACCCCCCCCCCCCCCCCCCCCAAAUUAUACGUCAUGCCAGAAAGUAGAACUGUACAAACGAUUGGAAUUUAUUUAUAGUUGUAAAUAAAAAAAUAAAUACAGUUAAAAAAAAAAUACCACCCCCCCCCCCCCCCCCCAUACAUUUUCAUCUUGUUCCAAUGGCGUUUGUAAUGCUCCAGUUCCCUGUACUCUCUCCUUUAAGUAGACAUUUUCCUUCUCAAGUAGGUGGCGGUAAUUCACCAAAGCUGGUAUACCAACCGCCAAUAAACCUCUGAAGAAGAAGAAGGACAGCCACUUGGUAGCGGAAGUUGAUGUGAAAGAGCGCUUCCUUCUCCACACGGGCUUCGGAUCUCUGAUACUCUGCGUAACAUCACUAAAGUGUCCUGAUUCUUUACACCUCUUAUAAUGAAAUCAGAGUCCAGACGCCGCUCUUUAGGAAAAUCUCCACAGACUCCUGCUGCUACAGGCUCAAAGAUGCACCAGUGCUCAGACUGUGGGAAGAGUUUUACUCGUCAGAGUACUCUCCAACGACACAAGCGCAUUCACACAGGAGAGAGACCGUAUCACUGUGAACAGUGUGGGAAGACUUUUACUCGUCAGAGUCAUCUUCAAAGACACGAGCGCAUCCACACAGGGGAGAGACCGUAUCACUGUAAACAGUGUGAGAAGAGUUUUAUGCGAGAAACUCAUCUCCGUCAACACCAGCGCGUUCACACCGGACAGAAGCCAUAUCUAUGUGGACAGUGUGGAAGUAGUUUUACUCGUCAGGGUAAUCUUCAACAACACCAGCGCAUUCACACAGGAGAGAGGCCGUAUCACUGUGGACAGUGUGAGAAGAGUUUUACUUACCAGAGUCAUCUCCAACAACACCAGCGCAUUCACACAGGAGAGAGGCCGUAUCACUGUGGACAGUGCGAGAAGAGUUUUAUGCGAGAAAGCCAUCUCAAACAACAUGAGCGCAUUCACACUGGAGAGAGGCCAUAUCAAUGCUUGCAGUGUGGUAAAAGUUAUCGUGACCAGAGUACCUUCCAAAGCCACCAACAGAGUCAUACAGGACAGAAACUGUACCUCUGCGGACAAUAUUGUGGGAAGAGUUUUACUCGUCAGAGUAAUCUCCGACGACACAAGCGCAUUCACACAGGUGUAAGGCUGUAUCACUGUGAACAGUGUGGGAAAAGUUUUACUCGUCAGAGUCAUCUCCAAAGGCACGAGCGCAUCCACACAGGGGAGAGGCCGUAUCGCUGUAAACAGUGUGAGAAGAGUUUUAUGCGAGAAACUCAUCUCAAACAACACCAGCGCAUUCACACAGGAGAGAAGCCGUAUCUCUGUGGACAGUGUGGAAAUAGUUUUACUCGUCAGGGUAAUCUUCAACAGCAUCAGCGUAUUCACACAGGAGAGAAGCCGUACCACUGUGGACAGUGUGGGAAGAGUUUUACUUACCAGAGUCAUCUUCAACAACACCAGCGCAUUCACACAGGAGAGAGGCCACAUCACUGUGGACAGUGUGGGAAGAGUUUUAUGCAAGAAAGUCAUCUCAAACAACACCAGCGCAUUCACACAGGAGAGAAGCCGUAUCACUGCUUGCAGUGUGGGAAACGUUUUCGUGACCAGAGUACCUUCCACAGCCACCAGCAGAGUCAUACAGGACAGAAACUGUACGUCUGCGGACAAUGUGGACGGGGCUAUGCUCAUUCAAGUUCAUUAAGGACCCACAACUGCUGUAACAUAAAGCCAUCAGAACUUGAUAUGUGAAUUUGUUAGACUAAGAUUCUUUUUUUUUUACGAGAGGUUAAGGGAAAUUCUGGCAUAAAAUUUUUCUUGCACGGGACUUUAUUGCUUACUGUCCACUUUGUAGCAGAAUUCGUGUCAUUUUCCUGGUUUCACCUGAAUGCUACUAAUCUAAGAAUGCAAUACACCAAUACAUACAGUAUCACACAAAUGUGAGUACACCCCUCACAUUUUUGUAAAUAUUUGAUUAUAUCUUUUCAUGUGACAAACCUGAAGAAAUUACACUUUGCUACAAUGUAAAGUAGUGAGUGUACAACUUGUAUAACAGUGUAAAUUUGCUAUCCCCUCAAAAUAACAACACACAGCCAUUAAUGUCUAAACCGCUGGCAACAAAAGUGAGUACACGCCUAAGUGAAAAUGUCCAAAUUGGGCCCAAAGUGUCAAUAUUUUCAUUCAUUUUCAUGCUGGCAUAUUCAUGUCAUAUUCAUGGUUUCACCUGAAUGCUACUAUUCCAAGAAUGCAACAUACCAAUACAUAUUUAACCAAUGGGUAUACCUACUUUAAUUGAUCAAUCAACAACUGGACAUCUUUCCAAGCCAACAGAAGAUGGUUGUGUUUACA